Molecule: messenger RNA, 1982 nt
Organism: Planococcus citri (citrus mealybug)
Lineage: Eukaryota; Metazoa; Arthropoda; Insecta; Hemiptera; Pseudococcidae
Product: maltase A1-like
Exons: 9
Coding region: 79-1791 (570 amino acids)
Biological process (GO): carbohydrate metabolic process
Source: RefSeq, a predicted model, not a curated record
AAAUCAUCAUUUUGAAUUCAUUAACUGUUCUUUUGGGUCAAAGUGUCGCAUAAUUACCUACUUACAAUUGUGAAAGAAAUGAAAAUGAAAUUCGUUCAAAUCGCUGCAACGUUAUCGUUUUUAAUAUCCAGUUGCUGGGCUAUAGACAAGGCUUGGUGGAAGCACGAUCUCACAUAUGGUAUCUUCCUGAAAUCGUUCAUGGACAGCAAUGGAGAUGGAAUUGGAGAUUUCAAAGGAUUGAUUUCCAAACUGGAUUACAUCGCCGAUCUUGGAAUAAAAACUAUCUGGGUAACACCAUUCUACCCUUCACCGCAGAUUGAUGGAGGCUACGAUAUAUCUGAUUUUUGUGGAAUCAAUCCCAUUUAUGGUACGAUGGAAGAUUUCGAGGAAUUGAUGAAAGAAAUGAAAAAACGAGAUCUCAACUUCGUCAUGGAUUUGGUGAUUAAUCACAGCAGCGAUGAGCACGAAUGGUUUGAAAAAUCUGUAAAUAGAGUGGAGCCAUAUACGGACUACUAUUUAUGGGCUGAUCCGAAAGGGUACGAUAGCAAUGGAACUCCUAUUCCACCAAAUAAUUGGAAAAGUAUAUUCGACUUCAAAACACCCAGUUCAGGUUGGGUUUGGAAUGAAAAAAGGAAGCAAUUCUAUUUCCAUCAGUUCCUAGCGAAACAGCCAGACUUAAAUUUACGCAAUGAACAACUUAAAACUGAGCUCAAAAAUAUGAUGAAAUUUUGGCUGGACAAAGGCGUUGCUGCUUUUCGAUUAGACGCAGUGGGAUUCUUCAUGGAGGAUCCCUUACUUCGAGAAGACAUCGACACAGAAACACUCAUAAAAGUAGUAGCAGCAGAGUCAGAAAUGGAAACUCCGCGACUCCAUCAUCCGGAUACUUUCGAGUUCUUGCACGAAUUACGCACGUUUUUCAGACAGUACGACCUUGAAAAUAAGAGGCAACGUGAAACGGCUGGAUUUGGUGAAGUUUACACAGCAAUUAAUACCAAAAUGAGGUACUACGGAACGAAGAACGCCCCAGCGAUGCAUUAUCCUUACAAUUAUCUACUGACAUUGCUCAAAAAGUAUUUAGAUGCCGAUCAGAUGAUCCAAUUUUUGAACCAAUGGAUUAAAAAAUUACCCAAAGGAGCGACCUCGAAUUGGGCGUUGGGAAACCACGAUCACGGACGAAUUUUCUACUAUUUCAAUAAGGAAUAUAAUUCAAUCUUAUUGACCAUCGUUACCAUGUUACCUGGAGCUGCUUUAAUUUGGUACGGAGAAGAGACCAGUCAAGAACAGUUCGAUUUUUCACCAAACCCAAACAAGAAUCUGAUGGUUGAAAGGGAUCAUUUUCGUUUACCUAUGCAAUGGGACGAUUCAUUGAAUGCAGGUUUUACUUCCGGAGACAAACCAUGGGUACCAGUACAUCCCAGUUAUUAUAGGUCAAACGUCAAAGAACAAUUGACCAAUAAAAACAGUACACUGUACUACUUCAAAGAUCUAGUUUCCCUUCGAAAAACUGAAACCCUGAAAUUUGGUGAUUUAAAAAUGUACGCGAUAUCAAAAUGGGUGCUGGCAUUUACAAGAACAUUUCGUCAAUCGAAAUACGUUAUUGUAUUGAAUCUUGGCACCGAACCGCAUACUGCCAAUUUACACGCUGAAAUCGCUAAUUUACCAACAAGUCUAGAAGUGGUAGCUGCAAGUCCGAAUUCUGGAUUUAGCAAAGGAGAAAAAUUCAAUACGAUUGUACAUCAUCGAAACUUAUCGAUGCUGAGACCACAUUCCAGCAUAGUGCUGUCCACAUGAGAAUACCAAAAAUAUUGCCCCUUAAUGGCGAAAUGUUGAUGAUGCUAAUACUCAACACCAGUCCAGUCUGUAUAAAUGACUCAUAAAAAGUCCGACCAAUCAUAAAUUUAAAAGAAUAAUUAUAUUGUGCUAAAUUAUCUUAGUACUAUACAUAAUUUAAUGUAAUAAAGUUGGAACCUUAUAAUACUCAA